CUGCAGUUUGCUAAUGGUUUAGGGAAGGAUGCCGCAUAAGCUGCUCUUCCACGUCGCCCAGGUCUCCAGUGAGGAUGAGAGUGGUCGUGCCAAGGAGCUGCUUCAGCAGGGGCCUGGGGUCAAGGGAUGGCUCUCUGCAAGAUUCUGUCUCUAUCCUCAGGAACUCAUCUUUCAGCUCCGGGAGAGGUGCCACCUCUCCAAGGUUCAGAUACUGGUACACCAGCACCUUAUACCUGAGAAAGUUGAGUUGCACAUUGGGGACGUAUGCCGGGGGAAGGGGAUUGCCUCUUUAACGCCAAGUCGCUCUGCUAGGCUAAAAGUUCCUCUCGACAAGAACACUCGCAGUUCCAAGGGGCGGGAGCUGAAGUCAGUGACGGUGGAGUGCACAGGCACCUUCCUCAAGCUGCUCCUCCACAAGAACCACCUCAACAGGAACAAUCUCUUCAACCAGGUUGGACUGGUUGCCAUCAACGUGCUGGGUAACGAGGUGGAGGCCAACAACAACAGUGUCUCACCUGAUGGAGAUGGAGGUCAGGUGCCAGCAGGUGACCCUCAGGCAGUGCCACUCUACCAUGACCUUGCCUUUGCAAUGUAUGUUGACACGCAGGUGGCAGCCACUAUCAGGACGCUGGAGGACCGUAGAGCAGCUGCUGUCAGAGAGAAGCGCUACGAGUACGCCAAUAAACUGGCGGCGGCAGUGAGUCAACUACGCACGGCCGGGGAACGGCUGGGCAAGUACGAGAUCGAGAAAAGACAUGCAAUAGACACAGAAAACUACGAGCGCGCCAAGAUAAAGAAGGAGCAGGCAGAGGAGUACAGAGAACAGGUCUACAAGGCGCUAGAAAUUGAAGACCUGCUGGAAAGGAAGGGGAAGGUGGAGAGGAACGACCUGGUUGACAGUAAGGGACCUCGCAAGCUCCCUGCUCCCCCUCGCCAAAGACUCAAAGCUCACUCUCGCGACACCUCGCCCGCGCCCGCCUACACGCCUACCGCGCCCACCCACCUCCCGCCUCCGAGACUCACCAGCACGCCGCCCAAACCCCCGCCCACGCCGCCCAAGUCACCGUCACCUCCGCCCAUCAAAGCGCCCACCGCCCCUCUGCCCGAUCUAAGACCACCACACCAGCAGGUCAUUACGCCACGCCCACCGCCCUCGCCAGGGCGUGCACACCUGCCCGCGCCGCCCUCACCAGCGCCCUACACCACACCGCCCUCUCACUCACCUUAUUACUCGUACGACGAGCGUGCACUACCAGCCCUCAAACACCGAGACGUGUCAGAUCUGGCGGAUGAGGAGGGUGAGGCCGCGGGUAUCGUCAGACGUACCCACGGCCUCAGUGAAGCUGACAAGACUGAUGCAGCGAUACCCAUUGAUGUCUUCGGCAGGGAACUGGUGGAGAAGAUCUACAGUAAGAACUACUCGGAGAAGGAGGCAGGACUGAAGCAGCUACAGCAGGAGUUAAACAGUUACUGUGCUCAGGCCUCAGGUGUUCGACCAGACAGGUACAUGCGGGGUUGCGUGGUGUUGGUUCGUCGUGCGCUGCGAGACAAGGUGUACAGUGUGGGAGUGUUGGCCUCAGACACACUCUCACACAUUCUCAACCAUUUCAUCGCCAAACACAAGGUGACGAAGAAGGAGGUGACCUCGACCCUGGACAAGGUGCUGCCUGACCUGCUAGCCAAGACUGCAGACAACGCUACCAGGAACCAGAACCUGGCAACCUCUGCUAUACUGGAGAUGCUCAGGCUGUCUUUAGACAGGGGUGUGGGCAGUGUGGGCCUGGAGGUAACGCGCCCUCUCACCAACACAGUACAUCCCAGAGGGGCACUCUGCAGGGCCAACAUCGUGGAGACGCAACUCAACGCUCUGGGCAUCACCUUACUGCCCAAGGACAAGGACAGUGGGUUUACUGCGCGACACCUGGUCGAGUUCGCUCACUCAGCCUUCAAGCAUCAAAACAACGAGGUUCGUAAAGUGGGAGAAAGACUCCUACUGGCGCUGUAUUCUCACUACCCGUCCACCGUCAGGAAGGUUCUGCCUCAGCAGGAUGAUCUAGUUCGCAAGAACGUCCUCUACAGAAACCUCUUCGAGCAACUGGAAGCCCUCGAUGAGAAGCGAGAGUCUACUACCUCCAGAAGCAGAGUGUCGCCACCCAGGGCCAGUUCAGCUGCUGCAGCCGUCACUCACACACCCACCCACGUCACCCACACUCCCACCCACGUCACCCACACUCCCAGUCACUACUCCAGCUGCAGCAGCUGCAGCAGCAGCGGGGUCAGCACCGGAGACAGCAGCGUGGGGCACGACACCCUUAGCGUGGGCAGCGGCCUCUCCCCCGGCGUGGGCGGCGGCAUGGGUUGCGGCGGGGGUGUGCCGCAGAUCAGCAUCACCCCCGACGAGGCACAAGUUCGCGGUCGUGCGCUGUCGCGUCUCAAUGGAUCAAGACUCGACCUGACCAGUGUUGAUGGUGAUGUCUCGCCCAUCGACCCUGAGGAUAAAUUAAGAUAUGACAGCACGUACUUGUGGUGUUUCCUUGCAGGUGAAUGUGUGUCUUCAGCAGAGUACCGGAGGUGUGAGCGGUGUAGUGAAGCCAUACCCAAGAAGAACUUCCAUAGUCAUGCCCUAGCCAAGUCUUGUAUACCUUCUAAACCUGAGCCUGUUGCCAAUCACUGUCCGCUGUGCCACGAGAACAUCGCUCCGUGGGACGAGGGCUGGAGGGAGCAUCUGAUGCCGGGACCCAACUCCUGUACACACAACCCCAGGGCUUGGCAACAAGGUUCCAAGAAAGCUUUUUCAAGUGAGAAGAGCUCUUCAGUAGCAUCAGUGGGAGCUGUGGGUGGCGGAGGAAUCAAGUCUACCAGUGUAACUACUGCUGCAGUGGGAGUCAAAACCAGAAUACCCGGCUCAGCAACCCCGGGAACACCCAGAAAGAAUUUCAACAGACGGAGGUAGACAAGAAAAGAAAUCUACGAGGGCAGUAGUGGAGAGGACACGUCAGGGCUACAUGUACUGGGGCUGUGAACCAAAUUUGGGGAUCUAAGAACAGAAAGACAUGACGGUGAAAAUAACAUUGACUAAGAUAUGUUUUUUUUUUUCUCCCCCACUGUUGAAGAUUUAAACAUGUUAAAUAUGACCAAAUUAUUUUUUAUACAAAUUAAUUCUCAUAAAAUAGAAGUGAUAAAUUCCAAUGGAAUUGAAAGUCAAGUGCUUAGUUUCAAAAAUAUUAAUCACCUUGCUGCAUUUCCCAAUGGUACUCCACAUUGGAUGAUAGUUUUAAUUCCAGGAAAUCAGUAAGUAUCUUAUCUCAAUAUAUACAUACUUUUGUGCACUCAUCUUCGUCUUCACUCUGACAGAGUUUCAGUAUUUUGAUACAAAAAAAAUAUUCAUUUGUGACAGAUGAUGGAAUCAGCCCCUGAAACCGACUCUCACUGUCUCCUAAUUCUUAAUUUUGCUGGUAUUAUACAUAUAAUACACAGAAAGAAAGUAAAAUAUAUAAAAAUCCAUUUACAUCAGCGUGGCUAGAUGACCAUCGAUGGAUCGCAUGUGUUUAGUACUGGGUUACUAGCCUCACAGGUCUCACUGUUGAGUACUGGGAUACUAGCCUCGUAAGUCUCACUGUUGAGUACUGGGAUACUAGCCUCGUAAGUCUCACUGCUGAGUACUGGGAUACUAGCCUCGUAAGCCUCACUGUUGAGUACUGGGAUACUAGCC
This is a messenger RNA of Cherax quadricarinatus, 3712 nucleotides long. NCBI's taxonomy places the organism in Eukaryota, Metazoa, Arthropoda, Malacostraca, Decapoda, Parastacidae. The record is from RefSeq and is a predicted model, not a curated record.